This is a messenger RNA of Cucurbita maxima (winter squash), 889 nucleotides long. Its product is annotated as UPF0678 fatty acid-binding protein-like protein At1g79260. The transcript is spliced from 3 exons. Gene Ontology annotation, molecular function: aspartic-type endopeptidase activity. The record is from RefSeq and is a predicted model, not a curated record. NCBI's taxonomy places the organism in Eukaryota, Viridiplantae, Streptophyta, Magnoliopsida, Cucurbitales, Cucurbitaceae. The coding region runs from base 131 to 880 and encodes 249 amino acids. Gene Ontology annotation, biological process: proteolysis.
AUGGCUACUGGCUCAACCAGUCUUCAACCACACUUGAAAGCCUCGCUUACUAAAGUUUGACGCAAGAAACGAAAUGUGGAAACAGAAAAAAGGUACAAAAACAGAAGAUAUGGUCGCGGGGCUGUAAUUGAUGGGUCAGUUAGUUUGUUAUACAAAAGAAGGGAGAGAGGAAACGCCAUUAAUAGGUUACAGGAAUCCAAUGUCGCCUAUUUCACCUUUUUUAAUCUUUUUUUUCUUCAAUUUCUUUCUCUCUGUGCACGUCGCAUUCGGCGGCGAUGAACAACAACAACGACAACAACCAUCAGGGAUGCCGAUGGUGAAGCUGGAUGUGAUGCAUCGCCACCAUCCACAUGUCGAAGAGAAGCUUUAUGGUGAACGGAGGACUCUGGGAAGCACCGAUCGGUUCAGAGAUAUUCACGAGCACGACCACAACCGCCAACGCUCAAUCUCCACGUCGAUGAAAAUGAGCAAGACGGAUCGUCUGCUUCCUAUGUCGUCAUCUACACCGAUACAGCUGAAAAUAAGCUCAGGCUUCGAUUUUGGAACUAAUGAGUAUUUUGUUCAGUUCAAAGUCGGAACGCCGCCGCAGAAGUUUUUGUUGAUUGUGGACACCGGGAGUGACCUAACCUGGUUGAAAUGUAGAUAUCGGCGGUGCUUGGGAAAUUGCAGCGCCCACGCUCAUCAUAAGAGCCGUGGUGAACACAAAGUGAAAUUCGAUCAUUCGUUUUUAGCGAAUCGUUCAUCCUCUUUCAAAUUGAUUACCUGCGGCUCAGAUUUCUGCCUCGGUGAUCUCCAACUACUCUUCGCCAUCCCGGAUUGUGAAGUUCCUUCCAACCCUUGCGUCUAUGAUUACAGGUAUGUGCGAAGAAUUAGGGUUUAGCUAUGAAAU